CGGAGGAGAGGGAUGCCGAAAAAAUGAAACUCCUCAGCACUAAUUUUUCACAUCCCUCUGCAGGAGAGGAUGGAGACCAACCUCACGACACCCUCAGUACAAAGGAGCGGAUUAAUACCCCAUCUACUUUCGCCGCUGAGUGAACGUGAGAAUGCUGUCUGCGCGGCAGAAACUGAGGUAAACGCGACGCAUUUUUAAAAGAGAAAGCGACCAUAUUGAGGUCAGAAGAAAGCGUUGCCAAGGCGACCAGCUUGCUAGGGAGGACACUGCAGCGCGCGUCACACGCCGGGGACGAGCGAGCAAGCGAGCGUGCUUGUACGCGCGCGUGCCACAGCGAGCCGAGGCGGUCGCGGCGUCCACAGCAGCAGCAGCGGCGGCGGCGGCAGCAGCAGAGGCAGCGUCUUUCUCACAAGACUACCGGAGGACCGCGCCGUGUACGUCCACCGUUAACGAGGCUUGCAACCUGGCUUGAAGCGCUGCUCGGCGGUGUCGGAGCUUUCCUCGAGGGGAUUUAUUGAGGAUUUAUCGACGACAUCCCAGAAAAACGCUCAAAAGCCCAGUAGCCGCGACCAUUGGUCAACACAGGUGACACUUCCCCAGCUGUCAAAUCCGCCGAGUCCCUGCAGACACGUCCGGGUUAUUUGGGGGUUAUUUUGUCAUUAAAGGGCCUCGAUAAAAAACAGACUUUCUUCUUGAGGCAAACCGGACUGUCAGCCGAGAAAUUAAUUAAUAUAUCACCGUGCUCGAGAAGACGGUGACCGAACCGAGCCUGUCUGCUCGAAUGGGGAAUCAUACUAUAUCCUGCUGUAUGUGGUGUGUAAUGCAGUAGAGUUGCUUUAUUUUUGGUAUUCAGUCUCCCCUGUCAUUGUCUCCAGUAAUGAAGUCCCACCUGCCGGCCCGGUUGGAUUGAACGAGGUAGUGCUGCCGGGGGUUGCAUUUUUGGUGUUAUUUUUUUUGUCUUUUUAUUUUUGUCUUUUAGUUUUUCAAAUGUUUUUGUAGGCACACUUUUUGCUCGUUUGACAUUUACCGCAACUGGAGGAAGGUUUAGUGAAGAGGACAAGGAGGAGAAGGACAAAAUCUCAGGAAAAAAAAAAGAAGGAAACAUCAGUGGGAAUCUGGCACCAUACCCGCACCCGUGGAUCACAAAUUAACAGAGUUCAGUGGCCGUUAGAAACAUCAAUCAAAUUAUCCGGAUGAGAGACGACCAAUAGGGAUGGAACGCAACAGAGCCAUGGCUGGGAAAGCGUUUCGGAUCGCCAUUGCUCAGACUCAGCACUGACCUUGAACCCAGACCCAGAGGUCCGUCCUCCUUCUCCAGCACCCUGAGGACCCUUCUGUCCCCCUGCAGCUGCUUUGCCCUCCAUCUCACCUUCACUCAAACCUCAAAAAAAGGCUCCUUUUUGUCUUUCAGGGUCUGCCUGCUUUUGUUGUUUUAAUCCCCCUCUUAUGCUUUACCUUCCACAUUGUUGGUUAUAAUCCACAUUCUCUUAUAAAAAAGACACAAGUACUCCAAAACAGACUAAAAGCAGGUGGCUGAACUGUAUGAAUCCAGUCAUGUACCCCCUCCCACUUGCUCCCAGCAAACAAAGUCGGCGGGGUUUGUCGUCCAGGACGCGCCCCCUUACUCUCAUGGCAGACUGCUGCCUGAUGGGUGCACUGGGCCUCAUCCUGCUCUUCAGCCUGGCCUCGAGCCAGAAGAUGGACCCCUCCAAACACCCCAUAGUCACCACCAACUAUGGCAAGCUCCGAGGCAUCAAGAAGGACUUGAACAAUGAGAUUCUAGGCCCCGUGGAGCAGUACCUGGGUGUGCCCUAUGCCACAGCACCCAUCGGCGACCGCCGCUUUCAGCCGCCCGAAGCCCCGGGAUCCUGGCAGGAGAUCCGCAACGCCACGCAGUUCGCCCCUGUGUGCCCUCAGAACGUCCACGGGGUGCUGCCAGAGAUAAUGCUGCCCGUGUGGUUCACAGACAACCUGGAUGUGGCGGCGGGUUACAUCCAGAACCAGAGCGAGGACUGCCUCUACCUCAAUGUCUACGUGCCCACGGAGGAUGGUCCGCUCACAAAAAAACAUGAUGAAUCUUCAAUGAACAAGCCUCGAGACGAAGAUAUUCGUGACCGCAGGAAGAAGCCUGUCAUGCUGUUUAUUCAUGGAGGCUCCUACAUGGAAGGCACCGGGAACAUGUUUGAUGCUAGCGUUCUUGCUGCGUACGGCAACGUGAUUGUGGUGACCAUGAACUACCGGCUCGGCGUACUCGGCUUCCUCAGUACUGGUGAUCAGUCCGCUAAGGGAAACUACGGCCUGCUGGACCAGAUCCAGGCCCUGCGUUGGCUCAAUGAGAACAUCGGCCACUUCGGCGGAGACCCAGAGAGGAUCACCAUCUUCGGCUCCGGAGCCGGGGCGUCCUGCGUCAACCUCCUCAUCCUCUCACACCACUCGGAGGGUCUGUUUCACAGGGCCAUAGCCCAGAGUGGAACGGCCAUCUCUAGCUGGUCCGUCAACUACCAGCCCCUCAAGUACACCAAGAUCCUGGCCCGGAAGGUGGGCUGCACCUACACGGAGACGGCCGACCUGGUUGACUGCCUGAGACGCAAGAACUUCAGGGAGCUGGUGGACCAGGACAUCCAGCCAGCCCGCUACCACAUUGCCUUUGGCCCUGUGGUGGAUGGCGAUGUCGUGCCCGAUGAUCCGGAGAUCCUCAUGCAGCAGGGGGAGUUCCUCAACUAUGACAUCCUAAUAGGAGUGAACCAGGGAGAGGGGCUGAAGUUUGUAGAUGACAGUGAGGACAACGAUGGCAUCUCAGCCGCGGCAUUCGACUACACCAUCUCCAACUUUGUCGAUAACCUCUACGGAUACCCUGAAGGCAAAGACAUCCUGAGGGAGACCAUCAAGUUCAUGUACACCGACUGGGCAGACAGGGACAACGGCGACAUGCGGAGGAAGACCCUGUUAGCUCUGUUUACCGACCACCAGUGGGUGGCGCCAGCAGUGGCCACUGCCAAACUCCACGCUGAGUUUCAGUCCCCAGUUUACUUUUACACGUUCUACCACCACUGCCAGACCGAGACGCGACCCGAGUGGGCCGACGCCGCCCACGGAGAUGAGAUACCGUACGUGUUUGGUGUGCCCAUGAUCGGUGCCACAGAUCUGUUCCCGUGCAACUUCUCGAAGAACGAUGUGAUGCUGAGCGCCGUGGUCAUGACUUACUGGACCAACUUUGCCAAAACUGGGGACCCCAACCUGCCAGUCCCUCAGGACACCAAGUUCAUCCACACCAAGCCCAACCGCUUCGAAGAGGUCAUCUGGACCAAGUUCAACUCGAAGGACAAGCAGUACCUCCACAUCGGCUUAAAGCCUCGUGUUAGAGACAACUACAGAGCCAACAAGGUGGCCUUCUGGCUGGAGUUAGUCCCCCACCUCCACAGUCUGCAUGAGGUGCUCUUCCCCACCACUACGCGCUCACCGCCAGGCCCUCGCCCGGGCACCUACGGGCCCUGGCCCAGAACACCGGGCCCCCGCACCACUCGUCACCCCUACCCUACAUUCCCGUCUGACCCGGAGCCUGAGGGUUCGGAGCGUCCCCACCAGGACCUCUUCCCCGGAGACACCCGGGACUAUUCCACUGAGCUGAGUGUGACAGUCGCUGUGGGGGCGUCGCUCCUCUUCCUAAACAUCCUGGCCUUUGCCGCCCUUUACUACAAGCGCGACAAGCGGCACGAGAUGCGGCGCCACAGGCUGUCUCCUCAGCGGGGCGGCCCUGCCAAUGACCUGGCUCACAGUCAGGAGGAGGAGAUCAUGUCUCUGCAGAUGAAGCACUCAGAGCACGACGCUCACCACGACAUGGAGCCGCUGCGGCCCCACGACAUCCUCCGGCCCGCCUGCCCGCCUGACUACACGCUGGCGCUACGCCGCGCCCCCGACGACGUGCCACUGAUGACACCUAACACCAUCACCAUGAUCCCCAGUACCAUCACCAGCAUGCAGCCUCUUCAUGCCUUUAACACCUUCCCCUCCACUGGCCACAACAACACCCUGCCCCACCCCCACUCCACAACCAGAGUAUAGUAGGGACUGCCCUGACACAGCGCCACAUAAGGACCAGGAAGACUGGCUGUGCCACUGAUCUAGAGGGGAGGCCUCUGGAUGUGGGCCUUUGUUCUGUUCUCUUAUUCUCUUGUUUCUCCAAAAGCAACUCCACCUCCUCCAUCAUGUGCUGUCAAACGUAGCAGCUCCCUCCACUGGUGGUGUGUGGAGAAGCAACUGAACUGCAAGGCAGCAGAUGAUCAGCUCGGGGGGUGAUUUAGAUCUUUUAAAGAUACUGUUUUCAAAGAAAGUCUGCCGUUUCCAGACUAAAGCCCUCUGACGUUUGUCAAAGGGACAAAAUGCUUUUACUUUGGUGUCAUCUCUUUUUUCUCUCACUGGUGUAUUAUGUGCAUAUAUCGUUCUCUUUUCUACAUCUGUGUCUUAUCCCCUGCUUUGUUCCCCUUAUUCAACAUGUGAUUCUCUCCCUCUCCCCAGUGCUCCUUCGCUCUAAGGAAUCAUAAACUACUGAGCUGUAGGAGGGGGCAUAGAGUACAUACAGUAAGCAUAUAGCUAUGAAAACACUGAUAUCCGAUACUUUCAUUCUACCAGCAUUCUUGGUGCCAAGUAUGUACUACUGUGUUUGCUUUCUCAUCGAGGGAAAAAAAACUAAAGAAAAUUCUAGAGUAUUCCUAUUUACUGUCAACUAACAGAUGCUGUGUGUUCUCAUGACAAAGUGCCAAACUGGCCCUUGAUUGUGUUUUUUCUUUUUUUCUUUCUUUCAUGUUCUGUUUCUUUUUUUUUCAAGCAUUUGUUUAAUCGUUGUUUUUGUGGAAAGAAUUUUUGCUGAAAAUAUAGAUAUAGAGAAAUGAUAUUAUAUAUAGUUAUAUAUAAAUGUGUACAAAGGAGAAAGUAUAUAAAUGGGUUUUCUCAGUGGGGAUCUAUGCAUGAAUUAUUUUUAAAGAUGAUGACGGGGGGAAAGGACACUGUAUCUGUCAAUGCACGUUUCCCAAAUCUACUCAAAUCAUAUCGGUCCACUUUGGAUAUUGGUCUUUGUUUAACCUCACAGAAUAAGAGCAUCACAGGAAAUCCUGAAGUAAGUCAACAAAAUCCACCUCUCCACCUCCCAACCCGACACUUGUUUAUUAAAAAGGAGUCAUCGACCACAAAUCUCAGAAGAUGUUACGGUCAGAGCAACAACUGUGAACGCACUCCUCCAUUCAUUCUCUUCCUUCAUGAUGUCAUUUAGAGGGAUUUCUCCAACCAGGUGAUGCAACACGCCAACUGCUAUCCCAUCCCAUCAUCCUCAAGUCGCUACUUCUUCUUUCCAUCUGUAUGGAAAUGCAUUGCUUUUUUUUUUUUGCUUUUUUUUGGGGUAUUUGAGGUACCAAAUCUGUUGUUGUAGCCGGCGUGUACGGAAUUAUUUUUGUAUUUCAGUGAGGGUGAGAAACAAAGCAGAGACAGGCAGCCUCUGCUCUUUUACUUACACCCUCCCUCUCCUGUCUGCACCCCUAUUUCCAGCACAUGCAUAUUCUCUUUGAUGUGUGCCUGUGAGAGAAAAUGCGUGUGUGCGUGUGUGUGUGUGUGUGUGUGUGUGUGUAAGUGUAAGUGUGCAUGUGGUAUCAAACUGCUUCACAUUGGUAUAGGUGGGCCCUAAUUAGACAGUAAGGAGAUAGAGAGGCAGACAGGUAGGAUCAUCCCCAUGGUAAAAACUUAGACUCCCCAAUGAGCUCCUUCCUGCUGCUUACCCCAAACACCCCCCCCCUCCAUAUGAACAUCACUUCCUCCCUCCCUCCCUUCUCCUCCUCCCAUCACUAGCUUUGUCUUCACCGCUGAUGCCCACAUUGCAGUGAUCACCCAUCAUGACCAUGAAACUCCUGACUUCACUGUGUCAGCACCGUUCUACACAAUUUCUGACCUCAGUUCAGCUCUGCUAUUAUCCUCCCAUUCAAGGGUUAGUUCACUAAGCUAGUGAGUUUUUAUGAGCUCAUCAGUUGUAAAUUAAACUCUAAGCACACUGAGGGUAACCGGUGGGUCUUCGCGGCCCGCAGCACAGAGCUGCGAGAUGAAAAGGAGGCUCGGAUCUCCUAAACAGGGUAAAAGCAACACACUUGACAACUGCUGUUUCUGAUUCCUCUCUAUUUCGGGGUGAGGAUGUGCAGGCCUACAGCUCAGCAAUGCCCCCCUCUGAUUCUCUGCUAUGGAUCUCAAACAUGGAUCUUGGGUUAUAAUCUGGUUAAUACAGUAUGUUAACUGAACUGAUGUGCUGUUGUUUGAGCCCACAGGAACCCAUGGUAGCCUACAUCCGGUAUGGGAGAAGUUAGUCACCGGUGCUGUCUUUGCUUGUGCUCUAGCUUUAGCCUGUUUGUUUGUUUUCUAUUUUAUUACUGCCUAACGGGGUGGUGGGGGAGGGCUGGCAGGGGAGAGAUAUACAGUAACUGGCUGCUCCUGUCAGAGAUUUUGUACGCCUACUGAAAGGGAAAUGUGCACAAUGUAAAACACAAAACAGCUGACUUGGGUGUGCUGCAGGUGGACAAAUGCUGUGGAACAGAUGAUGGACAGUAGCGCAAGAAAAGGUGCACGCUGUGGAGAAGAGACUUUGGGAGGAGAUUGGGAAAAAAAAGACUCGCAGCCUUAAAUGUAGAAAUCAGAAUCAGAAGAGAAUCAAAGGAGAGGAUGAACUGAUCACUAGCAAAUAAGGAAAUUCAAAGGCAUGGCCAUCUUUCUACCCACAAUGUUUGCCACCUUGCUAAUCUGUCCUACAGAGGAUAUGGACCCUUUUGUACUCACUCCUGUGGAAAAGGAGGCAGUGAGGGGUUGUGGAGUAAACCUCAUCACAACACAGCUACAAUGGCACCACUGGAGGUGACAACAGAAACAAGGUAUUCAGUUUGGUCUGUUCUUUUUCUUUGUCUAUUUUAUAAGCUAACACUGGAGGGCGCCAUUGUGCCAGAUUCACUGCAGUCUGGCCACUCUGACGAAACUGGAUGUGUGAAGAAAAAUACCAAACUGGGUGGCAGGACAAGAGACACACAACAUCUGGAAGAGAAUCUAAACUGUACAUUUUUAAGUGUAAGAAUCAAACAGACAAAAUAUUUGUAAAUAUUAAGUUUCUUGUUUGUUUCUUUUUUCUUUUUUUCUUUUUUUUUGAGUGAAUGAAUGAAAUGCUUAUUUUGUGACAACAAAAGACAACAGGUGCAGUUUGCAAAAAGACAAAAAACAAAAAAAAACAAAAACAAAGGCCACUAUCUUGAGGUUUCAAAUUCAUUCAUUUUCACAGCAUUCAAAAAUAUUUUUUUCUUCCCUUUGUUUUAUUGUUCUCACAUUGCCCAUUACCACAUGGGCAUCCUGUAGCAUCAUGAAUCAGGAAAGUCACUGUAGCAGAGUUCAUCCCCACCCUUCAGCCCCCACAUGAGAUGCUGUAGUUAGCAUUUGUUCUGGGGUUGUAGUAGAAGCAUCAACUCCUCUGCAUCUUUUUUUUCUUUUCAACCUUCAGCAAACUUUUAUUUUGAAAUUGAUCUAAGUAUACUCCUGAUGAAUCUGUGCUGCUUGAUCUGUGUGACUUUCAGAGGCUAAGAGUACUGAUAAAAGCCAGCUUUGCCUUUUGCCAGCUAACUAAUGUAAUGAUGGUGACGGUGUGGGGAACUGGCCAGUGAUUCACGGUCAGGACUUCUAAACUGAGACACUUAACGCAAGUGCAGUCAAUUAAAUGUUAGCUCACUUCACAUGUAGCAGUGUUUACAUGUAGCCACGUAAUCACAUGUGGGACAGACAUGAGGGCUUUGAUACCAUAAGAUGCCUCAUAUCCUCAUAGAGUAACACUACCACACAUGCGGUCCAACGUUUUUCCUUCCACACACUGUGUUGCAUUGUGAUAAUGGAAGUUGUGUUGCCCUUACAGUGACGUGAUGUAGCAGAAAAUAGUCCUGAACGGAUGAGAGAUGGAUGACGUGAAGUAAAGCAGAAAAGUCUGUCCGACUCUGAGCAUGUGUGCUUAACAGUGGAUCAGACUGGAUGUGCAGUAUGUGGACGCACACUUAACCAAAGUGACUCACUGCAGCCCUGUGGUUCACACAGUUGGCGCUGGAUUUCAGUUUAGUCUUAUUUCAACAUGCCGAUAAACUGAAGUAAGGUGACUUCAUGCACAUCAGUGAGGUUAUUUAGAGAUCCCGGAUCAAUGAUGCAUGAAAGCACAUGAUUAACACCCCACACUGGCAAACAUACACAACAUGCAGUGACGCAUACACACUCACAUAAGCUUGCAAAGUUGCACCUGUUGUCUUGUUUUUACAUUCUUUGUUGAAUUCAGAAACCCAAGACUUGAGAUGAAGAAAAAUGUUAAAUAAAGGAAUUUAAAAAAAAGAUGAUUAUUAAAAAAAAAGUAAAGUAAAACUAUAUAAAUAAAUGAGGUGAUGAUAUUUCUGUUUACUUUAGAAGUUAUUAUACACUGUAUGCUGUGAUUCUGAUCUGGGAAACAUUAAAGACAUUCAUAGCCAGA
Molecule: messenger RNA, 8515 nt
Organism: Seriola aureovittata
Lineage: Eukaryota; Metazoa; Chordata; Actinopteri; Carangiformes; Carangidae
Gene: nlgn2a
Product: neuroligin 2a
Exons: 9
Coding region: 1543-4062 (839 amino acids)
Biological process (GO): postsynaptic membrane assembly; modulation of chemical synaptic transmission; chemical synaptic transmission
Cellular component (GO): cell surface; synapse; postsynaptic specialization membrane
Molecular function (GO): signaling receptor activity; neurexin family protein binding
Source: RefSeq, a predicted model, not a curated record